AUGUAUGAAGAUGCAAUUUGGUUUAAGAAACAUACCAAGAAAAUCUUACCCUACCAAUCAUCUUCUACCUCACGCCCGGUGGAAAAUUCUCUCCUGGGAAACUUACGCGCAAAAAUAAAAAAAUGUAAACAAUCCUUUGACCACACUCUUCUCCUAUUCCUCUUCAAUGUGCCACCUUACAUGCCAAAAACAAAAGAAGUAAAGCAAGAAGUUGAUGAAACUGCCAUUCAAAAUGCUAUCCAAGAUUUUAAAAGUGGGAAAUUUAAAACAAUUGCCGAAACAGCUCGGUUUUAUGGUCUUGUUCCUAACACAUUGAGGUUUCGUUAUAAUGGAGGAUUACCAAGGAAAUUAGCCCAUACAAAAGAGCAACUCCUUUCUCCUGAGCAAGAAGAUGAAAUAGUUAACUGGAUUGUUGAUUCAGAUGCAGAUGGACAUGGACGGAGUCGUAGUGACAUAAUCGCAUUUGCUGAGCUUAUGUUAGGUACUAGUGAAUCUUCCCCUAAAAUCCAUGAGUCUUGGUACGAUCGCUUCAAAUCAAGACACGACGAGAUCCAUACAGUUGAAGGAAGGAGUAUAUCAAGUUUGAGAGCAAAAGCAGUUACGUAUGAGGAGAUACUAAAAUAUUAUCGUGAUUACGACCUGAUUGUUAGACAACAUAAAAUUUCUCAUGAGAACAUAUUUAAUUACGAUGAAUCUAGGUUCAUUAUGGGUAAGGGUAAAAGUUCAAGAGUAGCUGUACCCAGCUACAAGAAUAGAACCUAUGUACAAUCCACAGAGGGGAGGGAUAGCUGUACUGUUAUUGAGGCAAUUAGUAUGUCUGGAGAAGCUUUAGUUCCUGCUGUAAUUUUUAAAGGAGGUUCCCUCAGAACUGGCUGGUUUAAGGAUGAUGCUCCAGACUGGUAUUACACAGCAUCUAAAAGGGGAUUUACCACGAAUUGGUUAUCUUUGUGUUGAUUGAAGGAUAUUUUUGUUCCCCAAGUAAAAGAAAAAACAAGUCAAGGAAAAGUCAUGCUUAUAAUGGAUGGGCAUGGAAGCCACAAAACUGAUGAGUUCAGGGAAACAUGUGAGAAGAAUAACAUUAUUCCUAUGUACUUGCCUCCUCAUUCCACGCAUUUGUUGCAGCCAUUGGACCUUGGUAUAUUUGGCCCAGUAAAAUCUCGGUAUAAAACAAAAUUGUCAAAAUUGGCCGGCAUUCUAGAGGACACUCCAGUUCGGCAAAGGCUAUUUAUAAUGAGGUACCAUGAAGCAAGACAAGAAAAGCUAACAAAGGAGAGAAUCAUCAAAUCUUGGGAAACGGCAGGAUUAAAUCCCUUCGACCCUGAUAAAGUUUUGAAAUCAUCUCAACUCAUAGUUAAACGAAUCAAUGACGAAAUAGAUCAAGCUGAAAAGGAUAGAGAGCGUCGUGCUAAAGAACGUCUUAGGGAAAGCGAACCUUCCUUAGAGAAAUUGACUAAAAGCCAAAUGAUUGAAAAAUAUACAAAAGAUGUUAAAAUGCUUAAAUCCAGAAUUUGUUUCCUAGAAGCAAUGAACGCACGGUUACAAUUUGAUCUUAAUAUUGCUACAGCAGCUGCUCAGAACAAGAAACCAGAAGGAGUGAGCUCCGCUAUACCAAUGGAUGAGAAUAAGGGUUUUAAGCAGGUAAUGGGUUACAUCAAAGAAAUCCGCAAAGACCCGAAAAAGAAAAGGAGAAGAAAGGCACUAGGGGAUAUUACGAAUACUAGUAAGGGUUCCAAUAGUUAUACCAACUUUAGUGGCAGUUAA
Candida albicans SC5314 is the source of this 1761-nucleotide messenger RNA. RefSeq lists its product as uncharacterized. Gene Ontology annotation, molecular function: DNA binding. The transcript has a single exon. Gene Ontology annotation, cellular component: nucleus. Lineage: Eukaryota; Fungi; Ascomycota; Pichiomycetes; Serinales; Debaryomycetaceae. The record is from RefSeq and is a predicted model, not a curated record.